Molecule: messenger RNA, 3338 nt
Organism: Sardina pilchardus (European sardine)
Lineage: Eukaryota; Metazoa; Chordata; Actinopteri; Clupeiformes; Clupeidae
Gene: chad
Product: chondroadherin
Exons: 5
Coding region: 452-1534 (360 amino acids)
Cellular component (GO): extracellular matrix
Molecular function (GO): protein binding
Source: RefSeq, a predicted model, not a curated record
CAAGGAGAACCUCAUUUAUUUUGCACUGCUUUCCAUCUCUCGCUCUCUCUCUCUCCCUCUCUCACUUACUCAUUUACACACACUCUCUCUCUCUCUCAUACACACACUCACACACACGCUCCCGCUCUUUACAGCGUGUCUGUCUGAGAUCUCUUGAAGCCUCCCUUUCGUUUCUUCUCAGAGCCCGAGACACAGUCGUCACAGUCGUCUUUCUGUUCUCUCGUUCACUCGCUCUCCCUCCAUCUUUAACACGCCAAGGAUCCCUUUCUUUAGACGUCGACUUGACCGACCACCUUGCGCACCUUCGUCCUCGAGGCAGGCGGUCCGGCCAUCGACGGUCACUCGCGAGAACCCGAGCGAGAAGGUAGGCGAGGCCGCACCAAGCCCGAGAACACACACACACACUCACACACACACACACACACACACCUACACACACAUAUCUGCCGCCAUGCUGUGCGUGAAGUUGGCAUUCGCCUUGGCGCUCCUGGCGCCCGCCGCGCUGGCGGCGCCCAGCCAGUGCCCGAGCCAGUGCCACUGCCACGGCGACCUGCAGCACGUCAUCUGCGACAACGUGGACCUCAAGAAGAUCCCGCAGGUGUCGGAGACCACGCGCCUGCUCAACCUCCAGCGCAACACCCUGGGCCCGCUGACCACCGGCAGCUUCUCCGACAUGAAGGGCCUCAUCUCGCUCCACCUGCAGCACUGCAAGAUCCCGGAGAUCGCCGGGCAGGCCUUCAAGGGGCUCAAGAAGCUGAUCUACCUCUACCUGUCCAACAACGAGAUCUCCUCCAUCCGGCCGGGCGCCUUCGACGACCUGGGCGAGCUCACCUAUCUCUACCUGGACGGCAACCGCAUCGGCGCGCUGGCCAAGGGCAUCUUCGCGCCCAUGAUCAACCUGUUCAUCCUGCAGCUGGACAACAACCAGAUCCGCGACCUGCCGCCGGGCGUCUUCGCCGGCGCCAAGGACCUGCGCUGGCUGCACCUGAGCGGCAACGAGAUCGCCAGCGUGCAGCCGGGCUCGCUGGACGACGUGGAGAACCUGGCCAUCCUGCACCUGGACCGCAACAAGCUGAGCGCGUACCCGCUGGCCGCCAUGAGCAAGCUGCGCGUGGUGGAGGAGCUGACCCUCGCCAAGAACCCGCUCACCUUCGUCCCCGACAACGCCUUCCGCAGCUUCGGACGCUACAUGGAGAAACUGCACCUGGACAGCAUGGGGCUUCAGAAGUUUGCUGACGGAGCGUUCAGUGGGGUGACUGCACUGAAGUCUCUGCACCUGGACAACAACAAGCUCAAGUCGCUCCCAAGCAGCCUGGAGUUCUCCACCAUCACCAACCUGACCCUGGCCAACAACGCCUGGUCCUGUACCUGCCAGCUGAGCAACCUGCGCAAGUGGAUGGAUUCGAGCCGACAGCGACCUGACGCUGUGUGUUCCUCACCCUCCACCCAGAGAGGCAAGCAGAUCCGAGACAGCAACGUCUUCAGCCGCUGCAAAGGCAAAUCAAAGAGGGCCAAGAAGGGAACCCGCCAUUAAGCAGGAAGUAAAACACAGGGAGGUUUAGCAGAAAGAAGCGAGUGGAGAGGGUACAAGCCUGUCCAGGUGACCGGCUACGACGAAGAGGAACAUUUAAAAAAACAAAAAAAACAUGGAAGCAAUGCUAGACCUGCUACUUUGAGACUGUCCAUUUCUUACACUUUAAAAAAUGUAUAAAACACACCAACUCCUGGCAGUAAUGCAUGUUAAAAGUACAACAAGUGUUGCAAUAAAUGUAAAACAGGGGGUCAAAACAAAUUAAUGUAUUAGUACUGGUAGACAAAUGAAUCUAUAUUUUUUAAUACUGUGCGCAGUUUAUUGGAAAAUAAAGCAACAAAGGACACACAAAUACACACACACACACACAUUCAUACUCACUCAUACACACACACACACACACACACACACACACACACACACAAACAUUCAUACUCACUCAUACACACACACACACACACACACACAUUCAUACUCACUCAUACACACACACACACACACCCCGACAUACAUACGUAGACAUAGCUAUAUACAUACAUCUAGAUAUUCUGACCUCUUGAAAUGUCUGGCCAAACCGUAGAGGCUGCAGCCAUGUCUGUUUGCUUUUGUUUGUUGUGUUGUGUGUUUGUUUUCUACUUUCCUGUUUCAUUCGCUCCCUCAGAUGCCAGUCGUGCACUUUUCACCCCCUAGUCUGGGACCCAAACAUCUGUCGCCGUAGUAACGCCCACACCAGGUCACCCAGGUGACCCCGUAUUCUGACCACAGUGGGAAACUUUUCUCUCACAACCUUUAACCUUUGACCUCUGAACCUGAGCAAGUGCAAAUGCAGGAGGCUGGAUACUUCUGAUGAGGUGGACGAGAUGAAACAGAAGAGAGGGGUGUGAGGGGAAGGCUAGGACUCUAACACCGUGUCCUAAUUGUAAGCGACUGCGCGACUGUCGGAUAGUUUGUGUCCACAUUGUAUCCGUUAAGAUUCUUUGAUGAACCUUUGUUACGUCGUGAAGAAGUUAAUGUCAAGGCGGCGCGACGCGACUAAAAUAGAAACGGACAGCGCGACAAAACAGGGUUGAAGUAGUCGCGUAGCAAAGCAACUUGUCGCGUUCGUGCACAUCGCAUUCAGUCAGGACAUUCCAAUUGAAAAUACAGCGAUGGAACUGAAUUUGUUGCACGCAUUCGGUCGCGUCGCUUGCAGUUAGGACACAGUGUUACCAGACCCACAAUAUUAUUCAACUACCUUUUGAUGUUUGAUCGCCCCCCCCCCCCCCCCCCAAAAAAAAACGCUUACAAAAUCUUAUUCAACUUCUAUUGUCUGUAAAAUGAGUAAGUCCAUUGGCAUUUGAUAUUUAGGGGGGGGGGGCUGCCUUUCAACCAUGUUAAUCUAAAUAAGUAAAGCACAAUAAAAAACAAAAAUGGCAUUAUGUGAUUAUCGAUAUCACCCUGACGACCCUUCACUUUGGACAAAAGCAGCUGACCGUAACUAUGACAACCCCAGCUUAGCUUUUCUUCUUCCUGUGCGAGGGCUAAUCAGACUCUUAUACAGCCUACAGCCUGUUUGGUGGCCCCAGUCCAGAUGUUGUCUUUAGGUGAAACGACUGUCUGGUGGGUUGGCGGACGGUCUGGGAGGUCUGGUAAGGAGCAGUAUAUUGGCAAGUCACUGCAUGAGUGCAUCAGUGAGGCAUAUCAACUCUGGGAGCUACCAUACUAAUGACUCUUAUGCAUCCUGUUCGUAUGUUAAGCAUCCUACGCAGACUUGUGUUAGAGGUUGUGUUGCUGCUGGACACUUCCAAUAAACAUCAAAGACAUGAAA